AUGACUUGUUUACCAGAGAAAACUGUUUGGAAUUUCGGUGUGGUGCUCAUGAGGAUUGAGUGUGGGGAGAGAGAAUCAGAAGAGAAGAGGCUCCCUUUGGUGUUUAAAGAUUGGUCUUCACUUAGAGACCUUGGCAAGCAUGAAAGGCUGGGGAAAUUUGGUACUUAUUGUUGGGUUGCUUCUUGGGCUGAUUGGUUCACUUGGAGACUUGGGUUUGUUGCUUCUUAG
Messenger RNA from Prunus armeniaca (apricot), 228 nucleotides. The record is from the annotation of a GenBank genome assembly. Lineage: Eukaryota; Viridiplantae; Streptophyta; Magnoliopsida; Rosales; Rosaceae.